This is a messenger RNA of Dama dama (fallow deer), 1634 nucleotides long. RefSeq names its product ADP ribosylation factor like GTPase 8B (gene ARL8B). The transcript has 7 exons. The record is from RefSeq and is a predicted model, not a curated record. Lineage: Eukaryota; Metazoa; Chordata; Mammalia; Artiodactyla; Cervidae. Gene Ontology annotation, biological process: anterograde axonal transport; protein transport. The coding region runs from base 133 to 693 and encodes 186 amino acids. Gene Ontology annotation, molecular function: GTPase activity; GTP binding. Gene Ontology annotation, cellular component: lysosomal membrane.
UCCGCCUGUGUCGCGCCGGGGCCCCGAGGAGCCGUUGGGGGGGGGUCCGGGCCGAGGCCCGCUCGUGUGGAGGUCGCCGCCGCCGCCGCCGCCCGCCCGCCCGUCCGUCUGUCCUCCCUCCCGGCCGCCAUCAUGCUGGCGCUCAUCUCCCGCCUGCUGGACUGGUUCCGCUCGCUCUUCUGGAAGGAGGAGAUGGAGCUGACGCUCGUGGGGCUGCAGUACUCGGGCAAGACCACCUUCGUCAAUGUCAUCGCGUCAGGUCAGUUCAGUGAAGAUAUGAUACCUACAGUGGGCUUCAACAUGAGAAAAGUAACUAAAGGUAACGUCACAAUAAAGAUUUGGGACAUAGGAGGACAACCCCGCUUCCGGAGCAUGUGGGAACGGUACUGCAGAGGAGUCAACGCUAUUGUUUACAUGAUAGAUGCUGCAGAUCGUGAAAAGAUAGAAGCCUCUCGAAAUGAACUACAUAAUCUUCUAGAUAAACCGCAGUUACAAGGAAUUCCAGUGCUAGUACUUGGAAACAAGAGAGAUCUUCCUAAUGCAUUGGAUGAGAAACAGCUAAUUGAAAAAAUGAAUCUGUCUGCUAUUCAGGAUAGAGAAAUUUGCUGCUAUUCAAUUUCUUGCAAAGAAAAGGAUAAUAUAGAUAUCACACUUCAGUGGCUUAUUCAACAUUCAAAAUCUAGAAGAAGCUGAAGCAUCUCCUGAAGUCUUCCAGUCCUUCCUGGCUCUAAUCCUAGAAUUAUUGUCCGUUCCUCUGAAGUACUUCCCAGAAUACGGUCCUUCCUAAACCCAAGAAAUUGCCUUUUUCAGAGUUUAUUUCUCAUGUGCACUGCUGAAGAUGUAUAUCCCUAAUCCUUCAUAAAGAAUCAGCUAGAGUUGUCAUGAUAAAGUCAACACACACAAAAAGACUUCCUAUAUACUUGUCUUUAACAGUGUGUAGAGCUUUUUUUUUUUUUUAAAAAAAAACAAACACACUUUUGACCAUCUUAAAUCAAGAAAAAUUGCAUACUUCUGUUCUGGUCUUUCUGGGCCAGGUUUUUCUAUUCGUUUUCAGUAAAUGUCUAUCUAUGAUAUUUCAUUAUAGAGUCCAGUAGCUUAAUACUGAUACUGACUUGAUACAGCAUGAUGUUUCUAGUGCCACACACAGUAUUUAGCAAACCUUUAGCUUGACUCAUGUGGGAUAGAAACAUAAUGUUUAUAUAUCUCACAAAUGCAUGUGAAACGUAUAAUUACACCUUAGGAAUUUUUAAAAAUGGUCUGCAAAGAGUGAGCAGAGGCACCAGAUCAAUGUUGUUAUUGGUUCUUUACACUGGGAAGAUCUUAGGCAAUGAAUUUUAAACACAUUCUGCUCUGUGAGAAUUCUUCAUCUCCAGAAAGCAGUUGGGGGUACGGGAGGAACUGAGGCAUGCUGUUUUGUAUCUGUCCAGAUCAUUACUUAUGUAUUUUUUCUCCUUUUUUUUCUCCUGGUUCAACACACUUUUUUAAGGGGUUGGGAAUUGAAGAUUUUCUCAAAAGCUUUCAUGAAUUUAGAGCAUUCCAGCCAAUAUAAUAAAACGUGUUAAGAAUGUCAGACUGUUCACACACCUGUUUGUUCUUUCUCUGUCCAGUUAUUAAACCAGUGUUGCUGCAUGACA